Daldinia caldariorum is the source of this 2537-nucleotide messenger RNA. Its product is annotated as anaphase-promoting complex, cyclosome, subunit 4-domain-containing protein. The transcript has 7 exons. The coding region runs from base 148 to 2478 and encodes 776 amino acids. Gene Ontology annotation, biological process: protein K11-linked ubiquitination; positive regulation of mitotic metaphase/anaphase transition; anaphase-promoting complex-dependent catabolic process. NCBI's taxonomy places the organism in Eukaryota, Fungi, Ascomycota, Sordariomycetes, Xylariales, Hypoxylaceae. Gene Ontology annotation, molecular function: protein binding. Gene Ontology annotation, cellular component: nuclear periphery; anaphase-promoting complex. The record is from RefSeq and is a predicted model, not a curated record.
UUAACAUUAACCUUUACAAAAUCGUAGCAAUAAUACAAGGUGAAGCUCUCUCUCUGAAUAACAACGCCAACUUCCAGAAAUGCUACGCGAUGAUUAAAAUUGAAAUUCUUCCAGAUCUUUCAAUAUUUCCUGGCCUAAGGAAUAGCCAUGCUUGAACCAAUUGAGCUCACUCUCCACAACGACUUACGUCUCGACCCUAAGCCUCACAACGGCCUUCUCACUUAUAACCCGACUAUCGAACUCUUUGCCGGUGCCGCUGGAUCGAGAACCCUCCAGAUAUGGCGCUCAAAUGGUCAAGCUGUUACUAAAAGUACUCAACGUGGCGAGCGGGACACUGUCGAGGCUCUCCGCUGGAAAGCCAAUGGCCAAUUUCUAGCGGUUGGAUGGAGCGAUGGGGUAGUAAGGCUCAUGGGUUUAGAGACCAACAAGGCGGUCCACCAGAUGUCAGUAUGCGAGACGGGCAAGUCUCGAAUCACCUGCAUCGGCUGGGCUCGCAACAACGCAGGGAAGCGCCAGAAUUCAGCACCUGCAUCUUCUACCAUACCCUGGGAGGAUAUCAUACCUCGCGAUCUCUUUCCAAGCGGUAGGAAGGCCGCCGUAGACCUCCCUCGGGAGCUCACCUUUCUCGAGGUCGAGAGCGCCCUACCAAAGCUCAGUCCUUUACCCGCAUCUGGGGGGUCAGGGGACGACUCGUUCGUAUUUACCACGAGGGCGUCGUUGGAGUUCCUAUUCCAACCAUUCUCUCCUCACGACAGCGAUAACGUCGAUGUCAUGAUUGUAGGCACCGACGAUGGGCAAAUCCACGUCAGCAUAUAUAACUCUUUUGUCAUCGGUACAUUUAGGUAUGCUCCGCCACUAUCUCACGGGAAGAAUAUCGACCUACAGCUAUGUCACCAUGCCUCUCAUCCUGACUCUUCGACACACAUGCUCGUGUUCAAACCGUCCGGAGAGACUAAGACGACAACUACCUAUCUCGUGCCUAUAGACCUGACUUUCAUACACUCGUCACCCGAGAAUUUAUCUUUGUUAGCAUCAAAAACGACUACACUACAAAAACUAUUGAGAUAUGUAAAACAAGUGCAGAUACACAUGAUACACGAGUGGCAGUCGACUCGGGAGCUCCCAACUCGGUUUUUGAACAGCAUAAGCGAGACGUUGCGUGAAUCAGGUAACUACGGCGAGAUGGGUAUCGGACAGGCAUUGUACCAUUCUGUGGUGACUGGACAUACGUUCCCAGAAGUCAAGGAAUGGUUAGUCGACCAACUAGCUGAACGGGGUCAUAAACGAUGGGACAAAGCCGUUUCAUCAGGCCUCCACGCCCUUCGUAAUCUUGUACAUGAAAACUUCCUUCCGGCACUGGAGCGUGUGGGUAUAAUUCUGAGCCGUUUGCUCGGGAUCGCGCGCUUUCACGAGUCGAAGGAAGAGCCUGGAUUUACCAGCGCGCAAAUUACCAAAAUUAUGGAUAUCGUGUCCUGCUUGAUGCUGGUAGGAAAUAAGAUUCUGUUAAUCGUCAUGGAAGAGCUAGACCUAUUCCAGUCGUUUUCGAUCUGGCUUCGACACGAGAUCGAUAGGCUCGCGGCUCCGUCGGCGGUAGAGGAGCUCUCGGAGAAAGAGGCAACAAUGGAACACGGAAAAGUACUCGCAUAUAUCCAACAGUAUAUGGCUGCGAGUCCCUUGCGAAACCACUUGAGCAAUGUCCCAGUAGAAAGCGCAAAGAGAAGUCGCCAGAAGGCUGAAAGCGGGAGCUCCCUAUUGGAACUCCUUAGUAAACAGCUCAACAGACAGGAAACCAAGCAGCAGCCUGACGAAGAUGCGUUCGCCCAGGUCGAAUUCUUAUAUGGAUAUUUAGAAGGGAAGGCCGGUGCCAUUUUUGAAGGCAUCGCCGAGGCUGAGAAGCGAAGCGUGCGGUUUGGUGAACUAACCGCUAUCAAGCUGCCGAGUAGUAUCUCAAAGUUCGAUGUCAUAAUGUCGGCUCAAUUUAAUGUGGACAGAACCCAGGCACCAACAUACACAGCUAUGGUAACAGAAAGUGACAAGCACAGGGUAUACAUUUUCCGAACGACCGUGAGCGUGCUAAAUGGGAUUAGUAGUGCUGCUGCAACUCAAGUCUCAUGCAUGGUCCUCGGUGAAGGGGAGGUUCUCGACCUGAAGUUUCUCUAUAACGAUAGCCUCCUCGUCCUAUGGGCACAGAGCGGCCAACCGCUGCGCAUUGUCAGAAUACCGCACGCAUCUGACGACUUAGGAUAUCAGCCAUAUACAUCAGGCGGCAAGAUAACGCCGCACGUUCUCAGCGACGAACAAGUUCUCAGCGCGUUUAGGAACGCAGUGGUGCCCUGCGAACCAACGUUUGUACCAGCUCGGAUGGAAGUGAAAGAGGCUAGUUCCGAACGCGACAUAGUGCCUAUUAGGGUCUGCCUGCUUGGGAGCGAUAUGCAAACGUAUAAAGUGUUUUCCCUGCCAGAGGAGCUAGUAAAAUAGCCGACGAGAUAGUUGCACGCCAAUUGCCGAAUAAGGGGCUACGAUUCUAGACAUCGUAA